CCGAGAGUGCGAGCGGCCCCGGGCACGGCCUGGCCGCACAGCCACUCUCCCCUUCACCCUGCGGCCCGGCUCGCUCCUACCGCCGGCAGCCGGGAGGCCCCGCGCCUUCUCCUCGCUCGUAGUCCCUCGGCGACCAGAGGGCGCCUGGCCGUGGCGGGCCGCGUCCCCGAGCCGGCAGCAGGGAGGAAGCUGUGCGAGCGGCCGGGCGCCGCCGGGCCGCCCCCCGCAUGCCCGUGCCCAGGGCGCCGCGGGGCCGGGCCGGGCCCGCUUCCUGUGCGUGUCACUCACUCGGCGGGGGAGGGGAAGCGCCGAGCAGACGGCGGCCGUUCCUCCGCCAGUGGUGCCGUUGGGCCGGGUGGGCUCUCGCAACCCUCCCCCCGUCUCGGCUGCCGCUCGAUCGCGGCCCGAGGCGCCGGCGGAGGCGCGGGAGGUAGCGGCGGUGCUGCCCAGCGGCGGGAGGCGCCGGCGCCGCCGGGCCUGGGCCCUCGCGUCCCGCGGGAGGCGGCCAUGUCUACCGGCGAGGUGGAGCGGUCGUCGGCAGACCUCGGCGGGGCCGCCGGGGACGAGGAGGAGGAGUGGCUCUAUGGCGAUGAAAAUGAAGCAGAGAAACCAGAGGAAGAAAAAGCUAGUGUUCCACCUCCACCUGGAAGUGAAGAGGAAGCAGCAGAAAAUGGCGUUGUAAAAACGAAGGCAGCAGAGGCUGAGGAUGACAGUGAUAGCGAUAGCGAUGAUGAUGAAGACGAUGUUCAAGUCACCAUAGGGGAUAUUAAAACAGGAGCUCCACAGUACAGUUAUGGAGCAGCACCUGUGAAUCUCAAUAUAAAGACAGGAGGACGAGCUUUUGCAUCUUCUGGUGCUAAGGUGAAAGGGGUGGAUCUAGAUGCACCAGGGAGUAUUAAUGGUGUGCCACUUCUGGAAGUAGAUUUAGAUUCUUUUGAAGAUAAGCCUUGGAGAAAGCCAGGGGCUGAUCUUUCUGAUUAUUUCAACUAUGGCUUCAAUGAAGAUACCUGGAAAGCUUACUGUGAAAAACAGAAAAGGAUACGAAUGGGGCUUGAAAUUCUCCCAGUUACCUCAGCCACCAAUAAAAUCACGGCUGAAGACAAAGCUAUGGAAGUAAGAGCAAGUGCAGAGAUUCUCGAUGGCAGAUACCAUCUUUUUAAGGUACAGCAGGGCAGAACUGGAAAUUUGGAGAAAGAGUUGGCAGUGCAGUCGACCAAAGCUGAGUUCACAUCUCCUCCUGCCUUAUUCAAAUCAGGAAUCCCAACAAACAGGAGAAUAUCUGGCACAAUAGAUGUCAUCGGACAGAGCAUCACUAUCAGCAGGGUGGAAGGGCGCCGGCGAGCUAACGAGAACAGCAACAUACAGGUUCUUUCAGAACGAUCUAAUCCUGAAGUAGACAAUUUUACCAAGCCACCUCCAUUUUUCCCUCCAGGAGCUCCACCUACCCACCUUCCACCACCUCCUUUCCUCCCACCCCCUCCUACUGUCAGUUCUGCUCCACCUCUGAUUCCCCCACCAGGUAUCCCAAUAACAGUGCCACCACCAGGCUUUGCACCACCUCCUGGCGGCCCUCCACCUUCCCUCAUACCCACCAUAGACAGUGGCCACCCUUCUGGCUAUGAUGGUCGGUCUGUUCGUGCAUUUUCCUAUGGCAGUGUCACCUUUCCGCACCUUGCAGGUUCCUCUCCUUCCUGGCCUAGCCUCAUGGACACCAGCAAGCAGUGGGAUUACUAUGCACGGAGAGAGAAGGACAGGGAGCGAGAGAGAGAGCGAUCCCGAGACCGGGAUCGGGACCGGGAGCGGGAGCGAGAGCGUACCAGGGACAGGGAGAGGGAGCGAGACCACAGCCCGACUCCCAGUGUCUUCAACAGUGAUGAAGAAAGAUACAGAUACAGAGACUAUGCAGAGAGAGGCUACGACCGCCACAGGACGAGCAGGGAGAAGGAAGAUCGCCACAGAGACAGGAGGCACAGAGAGAAAGAAGAGACCAGGCACAAGUCAUCUCGAAGUAACAGCAGACGUCGUCACGACAGCGAGGAAGGGGACAGCCACAGAAGGCACAAGCACAAAAAGUCCAAAAGAAGCAAAGAAGGGAAGGAAGCCAGCGGUGAACCUGCUCCAGAGCAGGAGAACACUGAAGCUGCCCCUGUGGAAUAGGCUUGUAUGGUUGGGGUUCUUUUUUUUUGGGGUCUACUUGCAUAUAUAUUAGUGCCAGAAAUAGAUGACUAUAUAAAUCUUGUUAUUUUUCUGGGGAUUAAAGUAAUUUGCUCU
Messenger RNA from Dryobates pubescens (Downy woodpecker), 2271 nucleotides. It is a transcript of the gene FIP1L1, whose product is annotated as factor interacting with PAPOLA and CPSF1. The transcript has 17 exons. The coding region runs from base 508 to 2157 and encodes 549 amino acids. Lineage: Eukaryota; Metazoa; Chordata; Aves; Piciformes; Picidae. Gene Ontology annotation, molecular function: RNA binding. The record is from RefSeq and is a predicted model, not a curated record. Gene Ontology annotation, cellular component: mRNA cleavage and polyadenylation specificity factor complex.